AUGACCACGAAACCAGGCAGUUCAGCCCACAACAGGCAAGCCAAGAGACUUGGAGUAUCUUGGGAAGAUCUCACAGUCAAGGUCAGGGGAGCCACCAAGCAACAUGUCAGGACGUUUCCAGACGCCGUUGUUGGCAGCUUCGGCCCUGACCUGUACCGCCUCGUACGCAGCUGGUUCCCAUCAACUGCCGGUGCCGACACCAGAACGAUUCUCCAUGGCUUUUCCGGCAGUAUUCGCAGCGGCGAGAUGCUCCUCGUGCUUGGUCGCCCUGGCUCGGGGUGCACAACUUUUCUGAGAGCCAUUGCAAACCACCGCCACCACUUUCUGGAAGUCUCGGGCGACGUCAGCUACGGCUGCAUCUCGGCCCGUGAACAAGCAGAGCAUUACCGCGGCGAGAUCACCUACUGCCCCGAGGAUGACGUUCAUUUUCCUCGGCUGCGCGUCUGGGACACUCUCCUCUUUGCUUUGCAGUGCAAGGCUGGAAAGCAGAAUGCCAGCACAAUAUCCGAGACGGCUCACGGCCUUCUCGAGGCAUUGAGGCUAGAAGGAGUCAGAGAAACUCGCGUCGGCGAUGCCUUCAUCAGGGGUAUAUCCAUAGCCGAGAUUCUUGCGGCUGAUUCUGCGCUAACUUGCUGGGAUAACAGCACUCGUGGCCUGGACAGCGCAACCGCCCUAGAGUACGCCAAAACCCUGCGCAACGUCACCGAUUCGGGGAACAGGAGCACUGCUGUGACGCUCUACCAGGCGGGAGAGGGCAUUUACGCCCUCAUGGACAAAGUCUUGCUCAUUGAUGACGGUCGAUGCGUCUUCUUUGGCCCGGCGGCAGAGGCCAAACAAUAUUUCAUUGACCUCGGCUUCGAGUGCCCACCGCGCAUGACCACGGCCGACUUUCUAGUCUCGGUGACGGAUCCCAUAGCACGCCGGAUCCGCGCCGGAUACGAGGACCGUGUGCCACGCACUGCCGAGAGCCUUGAGGCCGCGUACAACCGCUCGUCGCAUCAUCGGGCCAUGAUGCAGGACACGCAGGCCUACCGAGCGGAGCUCCAGGACAGCCAGUGUGCCGAGACAGAGGACUUCAAGCGGCUCGUUGCCGAAUCCAGGGGCAGUCGCAUCCGGAAGGGCUCCGUCUACAAUGCCAGUUUCCCGAAGCAGGUGUUCGCCUGUGCCCGGCGUGAGGUGUGGCUGCUCGUCAACGAGCCGAUGAUCUCUGCAACGAAGUGCUGGAACAUCCUGGUCAACGCUCUGGUUGUCGGCUCGCUUUUCUACGGCCAGGGCCUGGACACGUCGGGAGCCUUCAGCCGCGGCGGCAGCCUUUUCUUCUCUGCGCUGUUCAUCUGUUGGGUCCAGCUGCCUGAGCUCAAUAUCGUACUUGCCGGCCGACCCGUCGUCCAGCGACAACACGGCUACGCCUUCUACAGGCCUGCGGCCCUGGCACUAGCCAAGGCGCUGGUCGACGGUCUGGUUCUGGCUGUUGCAUCGAUCCUGCUUUCCAUCAUCUUCUACUUCAUGGCCAAUCUCGACACUGAGCCUGGCAAGUUCUUCGUAUACCUGCUAUUCGUAUUCAUGGUCUCGUACAGCAUGACGGAGCUUUACAGGAUGUUCGGCUCGGUGUCUUCUACCCUGGACACGGCCAUUCGCUUCAGCAGCACCGCCCAGAACCUGCUUAUCAUCUUCUCCGGUUACAUCGUGCCCAGAGCGGAUAUGAGCAGCUCCGCGCCGUGGUUUGCCUGGUUAUAUUGGAUCAACCCUGUUGCCUACGGGUUCGAGGCUGUGUUUGCGAAUGACUUCAGAGGCAGGACCAUGACUUGUUCAGGCGACCUUAUCGUGCCUCGCGGAUCCAACGCGGUUUCCGGCUUCCAAAGCUGUGCCAUUGAAGGCUCUGAAUCCAACAGCCUGCUGGUCAGCGGCGAACAGUAUCUGGACACGGCAUACCAGUAUCGCCCUCGAAACAUCUGGCGCAACUUUGGAGUGCUGAUUGCGCUGACGAUCCUUUACGUCCUUCUCACUGCGCUCUUCUCCGAGCUCAUCGAGUUCCCCGAUGCCCGGGCUGGCGGGCUCAUGUUCAAGAGAAAGGCCCGCAGCUUGUUGAAAGUGCGUCCGCACGACGAGGAGGCCGCACCCGCUGCGAAAAAGGAUGCAGGGAUCCACACGCGCGUGUCCGACAGCGCCGACGUCUUCAUGUGGAAAAACCUGAACAUCACCGUUCCCUACGGUUCUGGGGGCGAGAAGCACCUUCUGAGGGACGUCUGCGGCUAUGCCAAGCCAGGCAGUUUGGUGGCUCUAAUGGGCGCCUCUGGAGCGGGGAAGACGACGCUGCUCAGCCUCCUCGCGCAGCGUGACACGCCAGGCACCACGUCGGGCGAGAUUCUGGCCAGCGGCAAGCCCGUCGAUGCCUCUUUCCGCAGGGACACGGCCUUCUGCGAGCAGUUCGACAUGCACGAUGGGAGCGCAACGGUUCGCGAAGCCCUCGAGUUUUCCGCUCUCCUCCGCCAGAACGGCGGCACGCGGCGCGAGAAGUUGGAGUACGUCGACACCGUCAUCGACAUCCUGAAUCUGGCCGACGUGCAGGAUGCCGUCAUCUCGAGCCUCGGGCUGGAGUUGAUGAAGAGGACCACGAUCGCGGUUGAACUCGUGGCCAAGCCGUCGAAGGUGCUGUUUCUCGAUGAGCCGACGACCGGAUUGGACAGCCAGUCGGCCCUAUCCAUCGUGUAUUUCCUCAAGAAGCUAGCUCGCGCGGGGCAGGCAAUCGUCUGUACCGUGCACCAGCCGAGCUCCGAGCUUUUUGAACUGUUUGACACCAUCCUCGGCCUCGGCCCCGGGGGCAGGACCUUUUACUUUGGCGAGAUUGGUCCGCAGGGCCAGGCCGUGCUGGACUACUUCUCCGCCCGCGGCGUCCACGUGCCAGAGGAGACGAAUAUCGCCGAGUUCAUCCUCGAGGCAUCCAUAAAGUCGGGACAGACCGGGACCAUCGACUGGGCUGCGGAGUGGGAGCAUUCCGAGGAGCGUGCGGCUCUCAUGGCACAGCUGGACGGUUUCAACAGCGUGCAGAAGACCGAAGGGCCUGAGCUGUCUUCUCGUCCGCGCCGCAGCGAGUACAACGCGCCCGUCAGCCUCCAGACGUGGCUCCUCACCAAGCGCGCCCUCGUGCAAUACUGGCGGGACCCGCCGUACGUCUACGCCAAGAUCUUCGUCGCCGUCGUCAUCGGCAUCGCCAACGGCUUCAUCUUCUGGCGGGCGGGCGAAGGCAGCUCGCCGACCGACCUGCAAAACGUCAUGUUUUCCUGCUUCGUGCUGGUCAUCAUCCCGGCCGCCAUCGUCAACGGCAUCCUUCCCAAGUUCCACUCCAACAUGGCCCUCUGGGAAGCCCGCGAGCUGCCGUCGCGCGUCUACGGCUGCUUCGCCUUCUGCACCGCCCAGAUACUCGCCGAGAUCCCCUACGCCGCCCUCACUGCCGUCGUCUACUUCCUGCUCUGGUACUACCCCGUCGGGCUGCCUGCCGAUUCGAGCACCGCCGGCUACGUCUUCUUCAUGACGCUGCUCUACAUCUUCCACAUCACCACCAUGGGCCAGUGGUUCUGCGCCUGGGCCCCCAACUUCACCGUCAUCAGCUACACGCUCCCCACCGUGCUCGGCGUCUUCUCACUCUUCAACGGCAUCAUCAUCCCCUACGAGGGCAUGUCGGUCGUCUGGCGCUACACGAUAUACUGGAUCAACCCGACGACGUACUGGAUGGGCGGCGUGCUGGGCGCCACGCUGCGCGACAAGCCGGUGCGCUGCUCGCUCGCCGACGCGACGCGUUUCGCGCUCCCUGCGAACGCUUCUACGUGCGCCGACUACGCGGGCGAGUUCGUUGCCCGCGCUGGCGGCUACUUGCUCUCCGCCGACGACGACGACGGCGUGCCGGAUGGCGAGUGCGCGUACUGCAAGUUCCGCGUCGGAGACGACUACCUGCGUACGCUGCACGUUGACGCGGCUGACAGGUGGCGGAACUGCGGUAUCUUUGCUGCUUUCUGCGUGGCGAAUGUGUUGUUGCUGUUUUUCUUUGUUUACACGACUCGGGUUCGUAAAUUGUCGCUGGGAUUCGGCAGCAUUGGGAAGGUGAUUGGAAUGGUCUCUAAGAAGGUUGGAGGAUCUUAA
Messenger RNA from Lasiodiplodia theobromae, 4137 nucleotides. Its product is annotated as ABC transporter. Gene Ontology annotation, molecular function: ATP binding; ABC-type transporter activity; ATP hydrolysis activity. NCBI's taxonomy places the organism in Eukaryota, Fungi, Ascomycota, Dothideomycetes, Botryosphaeriales, Botryosphaeriaceae. Gene Ontology annotation, biological process: transmembrane transport. Gene Ontology annotation, cellular component: membrane. The record is from RefSeq and is a predicted model, not a curated record. Bases 1 to 4137 code for a protein of 1378 amino acids. The transcript has 8 exons.